AUGGUGAUGGAAUAUUUUGACGUCCAUACACAGGUCCUUUGCCCAAUUUCACGCUCACCUUGGGCUGGCUGGUCCCCACCACCAGAGGGUGUCUACAAAGCAAACUUUGAUGCGGCAUUGUUUGAGCAUUGCAACUGUGCCGGACUUGGAGUGGUGGUGAGGGACUGUAAUGGCGAAGUUAUAGCAGCUUUGAGCCAAAGGAUCGCACUACCCCAUUCAGUAGAGCAAGCUGAAGCGCAAGCGGCAAGUCGAGCCGUUACACUGGCUAAUGAGUUGUGUCUGUCACGGAUGGUUUUUGAAGGAGAUUGCCAAAAGGUUAUUGUAGCCAUAAACUCAUCGGGAGCAUGCCAUACUCUGUUCGGUCACAUUAUAGAAGAGAUUCGCUGCCUAAGCUCUACUCUGGUUACUAGUUGUUUUGUGCACACUCGUAGGGAGGGUAAUAAAAUAGCCCAUGUCUUAGCUAGAAGAGCAGUUCUAACUGCAGAUAUUGAUGUUUAG
Quercus lobata is the source of this 498-nucleotide messenger RNA. RefSeq lists its product as uncharacterized. The transcript has a single exon. Gene Ontology annotation, molecular function: RNA-DNA hybrid ribonuclease activity; nucleic acid binding. The coding region runs from base 1 to 498 and encodes 165 amino acids. Lineage: Eukaryota; Viridiplantae; Streptophyta; Magnoliopsida; Fagales; Fagaceae. The record is from RefSeq and is a predicted model, not a curated record.